Messenger RNA from Prunus avium (sweet cherry), 675 nucleotides. RefSeq lists its product as uncharacterized. NCBI's taxonomy places the organism in Eukaryota, Viridiplantae, Streptophyta, Magnoliopsida, Rosales, Rosaceae. The record is from RefSeq and is a predicted model, not a curated record. Gene Ontology annotation, molecular function: zinc ion binding.
AUGGAUGGACGCCGCUACAAUGUAAUGACAACAAAUAUUGCGGAGUCAAUAAACUUAGUCCUUAGGUUUGCAAGGAUGCUACUAGUGGUUCAUUUGAUAGGGGAAAUUAUAAAUCUGCUUGUGAAAUGGUUCACCGAAUGUCGUGAGUUGGCUUUGAAAUGCACAACAACAUUGUGCCCCAAUUUUGGCGAAAAGAAGUUGAGGAAUAAGUUGGAUGAUGCUUCAAGGAUGAAUGCCAUUAAACUAAAUAACGCACAAUAUAAUGUUGUGGACGGUGAUAUGGACGGCCUCGUACAUAUGACGAACAACAGUUGUAGUUGUAGGAAGUUUCAGCUUGACCAGCUACCUUGCAAGCAUGUAGUUGCAGUUUUCCGCUUCUUGAACCAAAAUGUACACUCCAAGGCUUCUCGGUAUUACAGUCAAAAUACCUGGUUGGAUGCUUAUUCGGAUAGCAUCUACCUGGUACAGCCUCAGAGAAUGUGGGUUAUUCCUGAAGAUGUCCAAAGUCAAGUUGUGCUACCUCCCAUGGCAAAGGUCAUGCCAGGCAGACGGAAGAAGCUAAGAAUUCUCUCACAAGGAGAGGGCACCAUUACAAGAAAGUGCUCAAGGUGCGGUUCCACAUGGCACAAUAAAACCACCUGUGAAAACAAUAUUCCACUACGCAAUGUAUCUUAG